Hemisphaericaspora subhashii is the source of this 1650-nucleotide messenger RNA. Its product is annotated as deubiquitination module subunit. NCBI's taxonomy places the organism in Eukaryota, Fungi, Ascomycota, Pichiomycetes, Serinales, Debaryomycetaceae. The record is from RefSeq and is a predicted model, not a curated record. The transcript has a single exon. Gene Ontology annotation, cellular component: SAGA complex. The coding region runs from base 1 to 1650 and encodes 549 amino acids. Gene Ontology annotation, biological process: regulation of transcription by RNA polymerase II; RITS complex assembly; regulatory ncRNA-mediated heterochromatin formation.
AUGUCACUGAAUUCGGAUCAAGUAAUCACAUUAGCUCAAGUAAACACCCUUUCAACAGACCUGAUUGAUUCGAAAAAUAAACCUAUAAUUUGGAAAGAGUUUGGUGUAUAUUUAGAUAAGAAAAUUGAAAUCAAACAACAGCAACAACAACAAGAAGAAGACUUACAACAACAACAACAACAACAUACAGAUUUAAAUCAAUUUAUAAUUAAUUCAUAUCCUGAUAAAUCAUAUUUAUCACAGAAUAUUAUCUAUAAAAUUUGUAAAUCUUGUCAAAGACCAAUUGGUUCAAAAUCUUUAAAUAAUCAUUAUAAACAGUGUAUUGAAAUGAAACAAAAAAGACAACAAGAACAACUUGAUAAUCCAACAUUAGCAGGCAACUCGCCCAAAAAGAAAAGAGGAAGAGCAGCUGCAUCUGCUGCUGCUUUAGAUAUUGAUUCUUCAGUAGAUACAACUAGAAACAACACCCCGAUACCCAAUACCAAAGAUUCCACUCCCGUGAAACCAAAGAAGAAAUACAAAAAAUCACAAACCCAAAAAGAAAAAGAAGCAGCCAAUGCCGCAGCAGCAGCUGCCGCCGCCGCCGCUGCAGCUGCAUCUUCUUCCGGAGGAGCAGGACCACCAACAACAGUCACUUCAAGUCCAGUUGAAAAAGCUCGUGAACCACGUAAGAAAAAACAACCAAAACAACCCAAAACCAUCUCCAAACCAAAAGGACCAGUCGAUAUUGAAAAACAAUGUGGGGUGGCCCUAUCCAAUGGAGGUCUCUGUGCGAGGUCAUUAACUUGUAAAACCCAUUCUAUGGGUGCUAAAAGAGCCGUACCUGGUAGAAGUCAACCUUAUGAUGUCUUAUUACAACAAUAUCAAAAGAGGAAUCAAGCCAAGAUUGCCCAUUCACAUGCAUUGGCGGCCCAGAGGAAGGAGAAUGCGGCGUUUCAUGGUGGUGCUGGGGGUGGAUAUAAUGGAGUGGAUGGAGAUCAUGAUUCACAUCUUAACUAUAAUAAAAUAUUGGAUCCUGAUGAAGAGACUCAUUUGGUAUUGGAGGGGCUUUCGAAGAAUAAUCCGAUUCCGUUGGAAAGGAAAAUUAUUAUGCCGGUGAGAUAUCGUCAUCGGUUUUUACAAGCUCGGGAGUUUUAUGCCAAUGCGUUGAUAAUUUCUCCUCAUCAUAGUCAACAACAACAGCAGCAACAACAACAACAACAACAACUGGGUCAACAUGGUGAACAAACAUUGGCUAAUCAAGCAAUAUCGGGUUCUAUUGGUGGAUUGCAAGGUAGAUGUGCACUUAUAAAUGUCGAUGCUGCCCCUCCUCCGAAUUCCGAUUCUCCAACCCAGGGCUUCAGCGCAAUAGCUGGGGAAAUGUAUCAAGUUAGAGCACCUUCAAAAGCUAUCCUAAUGACUUCUCAACAGAAUAGUAUGCAACAACAGGCAUUCCAACAACAAUUAAUGAAAUUCCAACAACAGCAACAACAGCAGCAGCAACAGCAACAGUUAUUGUUGAAACAGAGACGACAGCAGCAAUUGCAACAACAACAACAAAUGCUGGGAUCUGGUUCUGGAGGUGCUGCCGCUUCUGUGACGGGACAAGGACAGGUACAAGUCCAAUCACAAUCACCUGGGAAUUCUGCUGGUCAACUUCUACAACUGUAA